AUGACGGGCCGCGUGUGCCGCGCCUGCGGCGGCACCGACAUCGAGUUCGAUGCCGCGCGCGGGGACGCCGUGUGCACCGGCUGCGGCUCGGUGCUGGAGGACAACAUCAUCGUGUCUGAGGUGCAGUUCGUGGAGAACAGCGGCGGCGGCUCCUCGGCGGUCGGCCAGUUCGUGUCUCUGGACGGUGCUGGCAAAACCCCGACCCUGGGCAGCGGCUUCCAUGUGAAUUUGGGGAAGGAGUCGAGAGCACAGACACUCCAGAAUGGGAAGCGGCAGAUCCAUCACCUGGGGAACCAGCUGCAGCUCAACCAGCACUGCCUCGACACGGCCUUCAACUUCUUCAAGAUGGCUGUGAGCAAGCACCUGACGCGUGGCCGCAAGAUGGCCCACGUGAUCGCCGCCUGCCUCUACCUGGUCUGCCGGACAGAAGGCACGCCUCACAUGCUGCUGGACCUCAGUGACCUGCUGCAGGUGAACGUGUAUGUGCUGGGGAAGACCUUCCUCCUCCUGGCCAGAGAGCUCUGCAUCAAUGCACCGGCCAUAGACCCCUGCCUGUACAUCCCACGCUUCGCCCAUCUGCUGGAGUUUGGGGAGAAGAACCACGAAGUGUCCAUGACGGCCCUGCGGCUUCUGCAGCGCAUGAAGAGAGACUGGAUGCACACGGGCCGUCGGCCCUCAGGGCUGUGCGGUGCAGCUCUUCUGGUUGCGGCCAGAAUGCAUGACUUCCGGAGAACUGUCAAGGAGGUCAUCAGCGUGGUCAAAGUGUGUGAGUCAACGCUGCGAAAGAGGCUCACCGAGUUUGAAGACACCCCGACCAGUCAGCUGACCAUCGAUGAGUUCAUGAGGAUUGACCUGGAGGAGGAAUGCGACCCGCCUUCGUACACAGCAGGCCAGAGGAAGCUGCGGAUGAAGCAGCUGGAGCAGGUUCUCUCCAAGCAACUGGAAGAAGUGGAAGGUGAGAUCUCCAGCUACCAGGAUGCCAUCGAGAUUGAGCUGGAGAGCAGCCGGCCAAAGGCUAAAGGGGCCCUCGCCACCCUGGCCAAAGACGGUUCUGUCGAGGACACCGUGUCCAGCUUAUUUGGUGAUGAGGACGUCGAGGACGAGGAGCUGGAGGCUGCGGCCAGUCACCUCAACAAGGACUUUUACCGAGAGCUCCUCGGGGACAGCCUGCCGGGCUGCUCAGAAUCAGUAGGGAGCGCAGAAGAGGGGAGCCGGCCCCCCGCCCUGGAGUCCCUGCUCGGACCCCUGCCGACAGCGGCCAGCCUGGGCAUCUCUGAGUCCAUCCGAGAGUGCAUCUCCUCUCCAAGUCGGGACCCCAAAGACACCUUGGAGGACGGCGAGCUGGACCUCAGUGGCAUCGAUGACCUUGAAAUUGACAAAUACAUCCUGGACGAGGCAGAGACCCGUGUGAAGGCCGAGCUGUGGAUGCGUGAGAAUGCAGAGUACCUGCGCGAGCAGAGGGAGAAAGAAGCCAGGAUUGCCAAGGAGAAGGCACUCGGCAUCUACAAGGAGCACAAGCCGAAGAAGUCGUGCAAGAAGAGGGAGCCCAUCCAGGCCAGCACAGCGGGCGAGGCCAUCGAGAAGAUGCUGGAGCAGAAGAAGAUCUCCAGCAAGAUCAACUACCACGUGCUGCGGGACCUCAACAGUGCGAGUGGGGGCCCCAGUGGGGAGGAAGAGGCACCACCAGGAGAGGGCACAGGUCUGCUGGGGCCAGUCAGCGCCAGGAAGCCCUCACGGAAGAGGACAGCCAGCCGCAGCUCCGCUGAUCCCACCAGCGUGGGAAAGAGAUUGAGGCCCCUAGUGUCUGCUCAGCCAGCCAAAAAGGUGGCCCUCAACGAGGCAGUGCUGCCAAGCUCCCGCAGCCCUGGAGCUGACCCUGUGAGGCCAGCUGUUGUGGUUGAGAGUGGGCCAGUGUUGUACCACCCAGAUGAGGACGUGGAUGAGGACGACGUGGAGGAGGACGAGGGCGAGCCCUGCGUGAGCGCCCUGCAGAUGAUGGGCGGAAACGAUUAUGGCUGCGACGGUGAUGACGAUGAUGGCUACUGA
Molecule: messenger RNA, 2046 nt
Organism: Elephantulus edwardii (Cape elephant shrew)
Lineage: Eukaryota; Metazoa; Chordata; Mammalia; Macroscelidea; Macroscelididae
Gene: BRF1
Product: BRF1, RNA polymerase III transcription initiation factor 90 kDa subunit
Exons: 18
Coding region: 1-2046 (681 amino acids)
Biological process (GO): transcription preinitiation complex assembly; DNA-templated transcription initiation; transcription by RNA polymerase III
Cellular component (GO): transcription factor TFIIIB complex; transcription preinitiation complex; nucleus
Molecular function (GO): RNA polymerase III type 3 promoter sequence-specific DNA binding; RNA polymerase III general transcription initiation factor activity; TBP-class protein binding
Source: RefSeq, a predicted model, not a curated record